AUGCAAGUCUCUUUUCAAUCUCAAUGGAUGGUGACUAGUGGGUUCCAGCUCGGUAUAUUUAUAAUCCUGGCUUUAGUAUUUGCUGCCAUCACUACUUGGCAGCUUAAAAAGGGCAUCCAGCUCAAGCUGAUCACAGGGUUUUUCGUGUUUAUGGCUGUUUUCCAUGUUUUCAAAAUUGCCGGCGGUGUCACCGGUCUCGUGUUUCUCAAACUGGACAAGUUCAACAAGGGUGUAUUCAUUGCCACCUAUAUUUUCGAUUCCAUCAGUGUUGGUUUCCUUUUACGCGGGGUCAGCUCGUUAGUCCAGCAUAUGCUCUCGCAGAAGUUGCGUGCUAACAUCAUGGGCAAGUUGGCCCAACCAACUUAUCUAGGAACUCGCAAUGACGAGUUUGAAUUGCUCGGCGAUGAGACUAGCGUCAAGAAGGAGAUCUCGGACGCGGAACUGACUCUUGAAGCGCAAAAAAAGAAGGAUCCGUUGAAAAACACGCCUUUCCGGGUGGUCACCAUUGUCUUGCUCGCUGCCGUCAUCACCAGCGUAGUGGGCACGAGUUCCUUGACCGAGGGAGAUACAAGCUCGACGGCAGAGACGUUGCUCAGGGUCUCUAGCGUGUUGUUUGUUGUGGGCGACGUGCUCUUGGUUGCGUCGUUGCUCUAUCUUUGGGCCCAGGGCGAGGAGUACGUUCGAGUUGCGCCUCUCCUCAUCCUUGCAUUGUUGAUCUUGUUGGUGAGGUGUGCUUACUCGAUUGUUUCUGCAUUCCAUGGGGUGUCGUUUGAUCAGCCGAGCCGGUAUAUGUUGAUGUUUGGAGACUACAAAUACUACGCCUUCAUGGGGUUAUUGGUGGAAGCAAUCGCGGACAUCUUCUUGUUGUUGGCCUACCUGAGAUGGUGA
This is a messenger RNA of Lodderomyces beijingensis, 888 nucleotides long. The record is from the annotation of a GenBank genome assembly. Lineage: Eukaryota; Fungi; Ascomycota; Pichiomycetes; Serinales; Debaryomycetaceae.